Molecule: messenger RNA, 2786 nt
Organism: Dermatophagoides pteronyssinus (European house dust mite)
Lineage: Eukaryota; Metazoa; Arthropoda; Arachnida; Sarcoptiformes; Pyroglyphidae
Product: sphingomyelin phosphodiesterase-like
Biological process (GO): sphingomyelin catabolic process; ceramide biosynthetic process
Cellular component (GO): lysosome
Molecular function (GO): acid sphingomyelin phosphodiesterase activity
Source: RefSeq, a predicted model, not a curated record
AAUAAUCGAAUGGCGCUCUUUUUUCACUCACAAAAAUAACAUGUGAUCAUGGAAUAUUGAGAAUUAGAAUUUUCAAACAUUUGACAAUCAUUUAUAUUCAACAAACUAAACAUGGAAAUAGAUAGUGAAGAAGAACGACGACUUCAAUCAAAGCUCAAUGAAUGUGCCAUAACUUUUAUGGAUAAGAAAAAUGUUUUGGAUGCACGGGAUAAAUUAUUACGAUUACGUCAGGAUCGUCAAACUGAUUUGGCUAAAGCUGUUGCUGUUGUUGGAACAUGUCCAGAUAUGUGUCCUGAACUGGAACGAUAUUUUCGUAUCGAAACAAAUCAAGUAUCUCCUUUUGAAAUGGAUUUGAUUGCCGAUACUAAUGGUAAACCAGAUGAAAGUCGUAUGGUGAAAGAAUAUCGACGUUCAGGCGCUGAUCAAGAAGAACCUUUGGCUCAUGAACUGAGACCGAUCCAUGUUUUGGAAUAUACAAUGAAUUAUCUGUGUUUGGAGAUUGUUGACCGAUAUGAAAUCGAUGGAAACAUGGCCGAAUGGUUUGAUUUUAUUUGGAGUCGUACUCGUUCGAUUCGUAAAGACAUCACACAACAACAUCUAAUCGAUAUUAGAUCAGUAACGUUAAUAGAACAAUGUGCUCGAUUCCAUAUUUUCUGUGCCUAUUAUCUUUGUGAACAAGAAAUGAAAGCUUUUGAUCCGAAAAUCAACGAAGAAAAUCUGAAUAAUUGUUUGCAAACAUUAAAAGAUUUUUACUAUGAUCUUAGCAUUCGUGGAAUAUACUGUGAUAAUGAACCGGAAUUUCGUGCCUAUGAUAUUCUAUUGAAUCUUGGUAAUGGUGAAACAUUAAGUGAAUUGAAACAUUUUCAACAAUCUGUUAAGCAAUCGGCCGACGUACAAUUGGCAAUCAAACUUUAUCAAUCUUAUGAUAAUCGAAAUCAUGUAAAAUUCUUUCGUUUUGUUCGGCGAGCAGAUUUUUUCAAAUCCUGUAUACUUAAUCGAUAUUUGAAUCCGUUCCGUAUCAAAGCAUUGAAUAUUCAACGUAGAGCAUAUUCAGUACCGAAAUCAUCGAUUCCAAUUGCCUAUCCAGUUGCUAAUCUAAUCGAAAUAUUAGCAUUUGAUAAUUUUGAUGAAUUAUCUUAUUUCUGUGAUCGAGUUGGUCUUCAAUAUGAUGAAGAUAAUGUUUAUUUUCGUAAGAGUCAUAUUAUUGGUAUUGAUAGUGGUACUUUAAUGACUCGUUCACAUAAUUUGGUUAUGGCAAAAUUACAUACAACACCCGGUCGUGCUAUACUUGGAAACAAUAAUGUGUCAUUUGAAUCAUAUCAAAUUAAACCUGUUCAUUCAAGUUUCAACACAAAUGAUAAACUAAUUUAUGAUAAGAAUAAUUUGAUUUCUAGUGCCAUCAUCACCAAUAAUCAACAGCCGAUUCGUGAAAUGAAUGAAUUACAAUCAAUCAUACAAAACAACAAUCAACAACAAACAUCAACUGGAUUUACUUUUAAAAAUCAAAUCGAAAAACUUGCAACAAAAGAAAAUAUUUUUAAAACUAACGAUACAGUUUCUUUUCGAUUUCCACAGAUUCAAACAUUCGAUUCGAAUAUACCAUUUCAAGUUGCUUCUAUUCCGACACCACAGGAAAAACCUGUUGAUAUUAUCGAUCGAAAAAAAAUAAUCGUUCAAAUUAUUUAUCCAGUUUUUGAUUCAAUUUUAAGAGAUAUUAUACGUUCGCAAACGAAUCAAGUCUAUAAUCGAAUGAAAAUGACGAUUCGAGAAUCUGAAAGAAUAUACAAUCAAUUGAUUGCUGGACAAAUACAUAAUACAGCAGUCAAAACGAUUACUCGACAGAAACAGCUAAAAAAUGUUAUGAUUCAAGUUUCAAAGAAUACAUUAAAUAGCCUUAUAAUUUCGAUAAUCAGAUCAACCUGUAAAAAAGUAUAUACCGAUCAUGUUAUCAAAAUAGAUUUGUUACGUCGAAAUAUUUCAUCAUUUGCCAACAAUUUAUUCGAGGAAAUGUUGACUGUAAUUGCACGUUCGGAAAUCGAAUCGGCAAUCAAUGAUGAACUUCGUAGACAAGAUGAACGAAUAAAACAAUGGCGACAUCAUUUUAUUCAACGAAAAUAUUUAAAUAAAUGGUUUCAUUAUUAUCGACAACGUAAACGAUAUAAUUUUUAUCGAGAAACAUUCCCGGCAGCACCAAUCAAAAUCAUACAAACUGUCCAUAAUGAUAAAUUUGAUGAUGAACAAUAUGAAGAUCUUUUCCUGAAUAACAUUACAUUGAUUGAUGAUAAUUACAUUAAAAUGAAUGAUUCAUUUAAACGAAAACUUGCUUAUUCUACAUCGCCAAACGAUUUACAGCAAAACGAAACAAAUAAACGUUUCUUAUCAUCAAUGAAUGGAAUGAUAAAAAAUAACGAUAAUUCUGGCUUAAUGCGUAAAUAUUUUCAAAGAUGGCUUCGAGAAAUCAGACGUGUAAAAAGAAAACGUAUUCGUCAACAAUUUCCAUCGGCACCAAUGACGUAUUUGCCUAGUGAACAGCAACACUUUGAUCAAAAACAAUUACCAAAUAGUUUAAGCAUAAUUGAUACAUCGAUUGUAAAUGCCGGCGAAUCAUUACAUCAAAAUUUAUUACGAAAAUUAAAUUGUGAUUUUGAUUCAACAGUGACAUUGAUACGAAAAACAUUAUCCGAACGUCGACAACAAAGACAGCAACUUGUUUCCAAAUCAAUGAUUGUUGAUUCACAAGAAUGAAAUUUAAAUAAUUUUUUGUUUGUUAAUUUUGCAUUUGUCAU